This is a messenger RNA of Peronospora matthiolae, 180 nucleotides long. Lineage: Eukaryota; Oomycota; Peronosporomycetes; Peronosporales; Peronosporaceae. The record is from the annotation of a GenBank genome assembly.
AUGCCAGCCCGACCCAACCCGCUUGUUGAGGUGUAUGCAGCAACGUUGGAGCAAUCUUGUGGCGAGGAGCGUCAGUACUGUCCGAGCAGUUCACAGAAACUGCUUCUGGAGAUUUCGAAGCUGGAGUUCUGCCCAGGGUGGAAGGUCGAAGACCACCGCCGUAAAAAAGAUCGACGGUAA